Messenger RNA from Malus domestica (apple), 1741 nucleotides. Its product is annotated as ammonium transporter 3 member 1-like. The record is from RefSeq and is a predicted model, not a curated record. Gene Ontology annotation, molecular function: ammonium channel activity. Gene Ontology annotation, cellular component: plasma membrane. Lineage: Eukaryota; Viridiplantae; Streptophyta; Magnoliopsida; Rosales; Rosaceae. Gene Ontology annotation, biological process: ammonium transmembrane transport.
AUGAUGGCUAGUCCUCCUCCAAACCCAGUGCCGAUUGCAUACCAGGGAGGGGCGGGGGCAGUGCCAGACUGGUUGAACAAGGGGGACAACGCAUGGCAAAUGAUAUCUGCCACCCUCGUUGGUCUGCAGAGUGUGCCGGGUCUCGUCAUCCUCUACGGCAGUAUCGUUAAAAAGAAAUGGGCGGUUAACUCAGCCUUCAUGGCUCUCUACGCUUUUGCCGCUGUGGUCCUCUGCUGGGUAUGCUGGGCCUACAAGAUGUCCUUCGGGGAGAAACUCCUCCCGUUCUGGGGCAGAGCUGGCCCGGCUUUGGGCCAGAAGUUCCUCAUCAACCGGGCAGCUCUCCCCUCCAGCACCCACAAAUUCAGCAACCACACUGUCGAAACCGCUGAGGUCGAGCCGUUGUAUCCGAUGGCUACGAUGGUGUGGUUUCAGUGUGUGUUUGCGGCCAUCACACUGAUUCUGCUGGCGGGGUCGGUGCUUGGGAGGAUGAACUUCAAGGCGUGGAUGAUGUUCGUGCCUCUGUGGCUGACGUUUUCGUACACGGUGGGUGCUUUCAGCUUGUGGGGUGGCGGAUUUUUGUUCCAAUGGGGUGUCAUGGACUACUCCGGGGGUUACGUCAUUCAUCUUUCUUCCGGGAUUGCCGGCUUCACCACUGCGUACUGGGUAGGACCAAGAGUGAAGAAGGACAGGGAGAGAUUUCCACCAAACAAUGUACUGCUGGUGUUGGCAGGAGCCGGGUUGCUGUGGAUGGGAUGGGCGGGUUUUAACGGCGGAGAUCCGUACUCGGCAAACACGGACUCAUCGAUGGCCGUCCUCAACACCAACAUCUGCGCUGCAACGAGCCUCUUGGUCUGGACUGUGCUUGAUGUCAUUUUCUUCGACAAGCCCUCCGUCAUCGGAGCUGUCCAGGGAAUGAUCACUGGCCUCGUCUGCAUUACUCCUGCUGCAGGUCUUGUUCAAGGAUGGGCCGCAAUAGUGAUGGGAAUUAUGUCAGGCAGUGUGCCAUGGUUCACAAUGAUGAUCGUAGACAAGAGGUGGAAAAUGUUAUCCGCAGUUGACGACACCCUCGGCGUAGUUCACACCCACGCUGUGGCCGGCUUUCUUGGCGGCAUCUUAACGGGUCUCUUCGCAGAGCCCCAACUGUGUGCACUCUUUUUACCGGUCACAAACUCACGAGGAGGGGUUUACGGAGGAGGCAUGCAAAUCCUCAAGCAGAUUGUAGGAGGGCUGUUUGUCAUUGGAUGGAACCUUGUGGUCACCUCCAUUAUUUGCAUCGUCUUAAGGUUUAUAGUUCCGUUGCGUAUGCCGGAGGAACAAUUGCUGAUCGGGGACGACGCAGUGCACGGGGAAGAGGCGUACGCAUUGUGGGGUGACGGUGAGAAGUAUGAUGCUACUAAGCAUGGGCUUUACUCCGAUGAUACGUCACACCCUCAUAACCAUCCAUCAAGUGGUGCCACUCAGGUGGUCUAGCUUUCUUAUUGCAUGUGGUACAUUAUACUGGUGAAUAGUGUGUUAAGUUUCUCCUCAUGUAUCCGUGAUUUGAAACUUUCUCAUCUCUUAAAUUAUUGUAAUAGUUUUGAACUUUUCCUUAUGUAUAUCUUCUCUCUCUUUUAUAGGGAAUUACAAUUAUGUUUCACAACUUAUCACCCCUUGUACAAUGGUACUAAGUACUUGUAAGUACUAUAGCCAGUCCCCAUGAAUUGUUUGUAAUUGUAUAUUGCUUUCUCGAUUUGCAUUGGCA